AUGCUUGAUGCGGUGGAUUUUGGAAGUGUAGAGGCUGCUGUCAUUAGUAAAAUUAUGGCGCUCAUCAAUGGAGCUCUGCGACCGUUGGAUGCCGGAAAAUUUAUUGUUGAACAUGGAAAGUUGAUCAAAAUCAAUGAGGACGGUGUACAGCGUGUUGCCAAAAUGAUCUACGAUGCUGCAAAAGAUGGCACAAUUGCAGAAGUGCAAUUUUCUGCGCAUGCUGUGCAUCCAACGGGCAAGGGUAAGGCAGUUGUUGAUUGGUAAGU
This is a messenger RNA of Cylicostephanus goldi, 266 nucleotides long. The record is from the annotation of a GenBank genome assembly. NCBI's taxonomy places the organism in Eukaryota, Metazoa, Nematoda, Chromadorea, Rhabditida, Strongylidae.